Messenger RNA from Vidua chalybeata, 2231 nucleotides. RefSeq names its product 2-oxoglutarate and iron dependent oxygenase domain containing 3 (gene OGFOD3). The record is from RefSeq and is a predicted model, not a curated record. The coding region runs from base 64 to 1050 and encodes 328 amino acids. Gene Ontology annotation, cellular component: membrane. Gene Ontology annotation, molecular function: iron ion binding; oxidoreductase activity, acting on paired donors, with incorporation or reduction of molecular oxygen; L-ascorbic acid binding. NCBI's taxonomy places the organism in Eukaryota, Metazoa, Chordata, Aves, Passeriformes, Viduidae. The transcript has 9 exons.
CAGGCGGGCCGGCAGGCCAGGGCGAGGCGCGCCGAGCGCAUCGCUCGAGGCGGAGGAGGCGCGAUGGCUCCGCAGCGGCGGGCGCUGCCCCGCGGCCCCGACAGCGCCGGGCCGGGGCCGGGCCGCCGCCACAGCAGCGCCAGGAAGGGCAGAUCCCCGCAGGAUCCCCGGGGAAGGUGGCUGAAGGCAGCCAUCCUCCUCCUCCUCCUCUCCGCCGCGGCCGGCGGCGGCCUCGUGGUCUGGAGCCGCCUCCGCAGCCGGGAUGGGAUCCCCGGGGGCCGAAUCCCCGCAGAGGGGAUCACCGAGGUGCUGGCACGUCGCAGCGACCACCUGCAGGAGAAGUUCAUGGAGGUGCCCUGCUCGGAGGACUACGGGAGCCACAAGCGGUUCGCAGGUUGCACUCCUAGGAAGUGUGGAAGAGGUGUGACAGAUGCUGUAAUCACAAGGGAAGAAGCUGAAAGAAUUCGUAGAAUAGCAGAGAGGGGACUGUCCUUGGGAGGAUCUGAUGGAGGGGCAUCAAUUUUGGACUUGCACUCUGGAGCUCUUUCCCUGGGGAAGCAUUUUGUUAAUCUGUACAGGUACUUUGGGGACAAAAUUCAAGACAUCUUCAGAGAAGAGGAUUUUGCAUUAUACCGGGAUGUGAGGCAGAGGAUUCAGCAGAGGAUUGCUCAGGUCUUUGGGAUCAGCUCUUCUGCCAUGUACCUGACCAAGCCAACGUUCUUCUCCAGGAUGAACAGCACAGGAGCCAAGACCACACACGAUGAGUACUGGCACCCACACGUGGACAAGGUGACUUAUGGCUCUUUUGACUACACUUCCCUGCUCUAUCUCUCUGACUACUCCAGAGACUUCGGGGGUGGACGGUUCGUGUUCAUGGAUGCAGAUUCCAACAAGACAGUGGAGCCCCGAGCAGGCCGGGUGUCGUUUUUCACCUCGGGCUCGGAGAACCUGCACCGGGUGGAGAGGGUUCAGUGGGGCACUCGCUUUGCCAUCACCAUCUCCUUCAGCUGCGACCCGCAGCACGGCAUCGGGGACCCGCUCCUGCCCUGACCUCCCUGCAGCUCCUGGAGGGAGAGGAGCCCUGCAGAGGGACAGGAGAAAGGCAGAAAGCAGCCCUUGUAACCUCACGUGCCAUUAGAACUGCCAGCUCUGGGAGCACACGGUCACACACUUUGUUUUCACAGCUCCUUCUCCAUAAACAUUGCAAAUGGUGGCUUAAGGACCAUCCUGAGUCUGAUGCAUUCUGAAAAUGGUUUGUCUUCAUGUGCCAAAGAGGCUGCAAAGAGAGGAUGGACUCCACAAAGAAGAGAAAGUGGACUUUUCAUUUUUCAAUUUUUUUUUUCUAAAAGUUCUUCAGUUUGAAAGAUACAAACAGUCUUUUGGGCCAUGCCUUGAUCUGACUCCCCAGGCUGCUGUUACCUGUUCCAUUCUUUAGUCUCUUCAGUUGCUAAUGUGGUGUAGAAAGUCUGACCUCAGUGAAUUGAGCCUCAGUUAAUUGAGACCCGAGUUAAUUGAAUAUUACUUUCUAGAGCACACCUUCUCUUGAGAGGGAUGGAUUCUCUGAAUGUGGGAUCAGUGGGGAAUACACCUGGGACUCCAACUUUUUUUUUUUUAAAUUUAAUUACUACUGAUUCAAUAUUCAGGAAGUCUCUCAAUAGCUAUUUUUUGAUUUCUCUUUUCCAGUUUAGUAUGAAGACUUUUUCUGUUAAUGAGGACCCUGAAUAUUAAAUUGCAAGGACUUCCAAGAGGACCUGUGUGCAAACACAUGCAUAAUCUUGUCAAAUACUUUAAGGUUUUUACUGCAGUCAAAGAUUUCUGUGGGUCAGGAGGUUGAUAAAUGAUAGAAAAACCUAAUUUUUUUUUCUCAAUCAAAUUCUGAAAUAACCAUGUUGAUCUGGUUUAUUACCUGGAUGUAUAAUUUCUGUGAAAUACUGAAAAUCUGGGAAUGUGCUUUGAUUUUUUUUUUUUUUUUAAUUUUAUGCAUACAGUUUGGUCCUUACAAUGUAUCCUUUUAUGGCAACAAAAAGUACUGGGGGGAAUUACACUGAAGAUCAGUAUAAAGAGGAAUAAGAGGACACUUGAACUUGUGAGGGCUCUCAUUGGGCACAUCAGCAAGAUUAGUCCUCUGUAAUUUCAUUUCUUUGUUCUGAAACCUGAAAAAGUCUUCCUUGGCUGUACUAACAAGGGAGAAUUGUUAAAAUAAUUAAAGUCAUUUGAGUUUCAUAUUUAAA